AUGGGCCUUAAGCCGCUUUUUGACAACAACCGUCGCCCUAUUCUUUCUACCAUGCAUUUGCUAAGUAGCAGCAGGAAUAACAAACCGAUACAUUCGUACGAAUGGCCAGCCCGCCCACCUUCGCCUGCCCAUAAUGUGGACCACGACUAUGUCAGCGACCUCAAAGAGGACAACCAGGACGCGUCACACGCGGAGCAGUUGCUUGUGAACCACCUACGCUUUGCACAUGCUUUUCGCAAGAAUGAUGCCGCCAUGAUUCUUCAGUUCCUUGCCAAAGAUGUGACGCUUGUCUCUGUGGAUGGCGCGCGCCAUGAAGGGCAAUCAGCCGUACUCGCCUAUCUCGUCGGUGCGCGCAUGACCAAAAUCAGCUCCAACCUGCGCGUUAAGGGCUGCCCAACGCGCUCGGGCGCGUAUCAGUCGACGUUUAUCUACGAACACGGCCUUGUGUUCAAGGAUCCGCUGUACAUGGAGGUGCUGGAUUGGAAGCCUAACAGCGCGAGUAUUGUUCGAAUAGCGCACGUUGUUCUUCCCGGUGUUAAGAGUGGCAAGACUCCGCAGGACUUUGGCAGGUCGUCGCCGCUGCGACUUUCGUUUGGAACUAGGAUAUCAGGUGACAGCGACUCAAGUGAAUUUAGUGGAAUUUCGGAUAGCAGUGAACCAAGGGAGUCUGAAAACAACAAUGCCAGCACAGCGCAGCCAAGUAAGGUGCGUUGCCGACGCGUCAAGUCCAUUAGCUCAGCAGACAGAUGCAGCGCUACAGCAGUUACGGCUGCAAGUUUAAGACUUUCCAGCAGCAGUAGUAGCAGUCAUAGCGGAGCUAAUGACGCGGCUGUGGAGCCAAUAGUAGCAGCAGGUCCUGGGGUUCUUCCUGCUAGCAUAACAAAGUCGAUGCCUGUGAUAAAAGUGGCCGAGAUCUCCUGCACAGGUCUGACACCCAUUCGCAAGCGCAAGACAGUGAACCCGUUUGUGAUUUUGCGGUGCCCUGAAACAGGAGCGGUGUGGAAGAGCCCCGUGAUGCGUCGAGAUUCGAAUCCCAAGUGGAACCAAAUUCCAUUACACAUUCCUACGAACAAACUUGCUAAAGUGGUCGAGAUUUCGCUCUGGGACCAUACGUUCUUCCGUUCGGUCAAGGUUGCAGGAGCGGCACUUGUCGGCUCCGACAUCCUCAAGAACGAUGCCGAGUUUAGUACCAACAUCCAGCUGGAGAGAUAUGACGGGGCCCGUGCAGCUGGUGAACCUCAGUACGUGACGAUGCAGCUACGAUUCGUGCGCCCGUGUGGUAGUAUAGCAGUUUCCUCGGAUGAAGUGGAGCAGGGCCCCGCACAGUACGACAAUAGCGAGACGACGCAGUUGGUUGCACCACGCUCAACGUUAAGUGCCAGCUUGAAGUGGUUGCCGUUUGAUUCUUUUUCGGACGGCGGUUAUGCCAGCGUGUUGCUGAUGCUCGUCCGUGCUGCCAUAGUUGCGGCAAUCGUUUGGAAUGUGUUCAGUAUGACACCCAUGUGA
Messenger RNA from Peronospora belbahrii, 1506 nucleotides. Lineage: Eukaryota; Oomycota; Peronosporomycetes; Peronosporales; Peronosporaceae. The record is from the annotation of a GenBank genome assembly.